AAGCGCAUUUGGUUCCUCAUUCUUCAUCCUUUCUCCUUCUCCUAGACUAUAGACUUUUCUCUUUUUCCCCCGUCCUCAAGCCCCUCUUCUUUCAUCGCGAUGUCGAAUUCAUCUCAAUCUGAGAUCGGUGGCACUGCUCCAGAUAGUGCCACUCGACCUAGUGUCAGCGCAAUUGCUCGUCGUAUUCAUGGCUGGUCCUGGCAGGCGUUCCCCGUUGGAAUGGGCACGGGCGCAGUCUAUGUCACCCUCUCGGGUCUGAAGAGUCAUUCCAAUGCCCUGACGACAGUCGAGACGGGAUUCUACUUCAUAAAUAUGACUCUUUUUGUUCUCAACUCAGUCACUCUUUUACUACAAGCUAUCCUGUAUCCACGCCAAGCAUGGCGACUAGUACAGGAUCCAGUCAAAGGCGUCUUUGUCCCGUUGAUUGUACUCUCCUUUGCCACUAUUAUUAUCGGAACCAUCAAUUAUGCUGUUCCCUCGGGGCAUGUGGGUCCCGAAUUCAUAUACGCGCUGUUCUGGGUUUAUAUCGUCUUUGCUCUGAUAACUUGCUUCCCGAUGAUCGUCAUCUGGUUCAACAAACCCCACGAUCUGACGCAUUUCACUCCUGCAUAUGCCUUCUUGAUCUUUCCUAUGAUGCUAGUUGGCGUUGUCUCGUUCAAUGUUUUGAGGGUAAUGGAUGCGUCCGACCCAAGAGCUCUGGGUGUACUUCUUAUUGGGUAUUUCUUCCAAGGCCUCGGGUUUUUCAUGACGUUCUUCUAUCUCUGCAUCUAUGUUAUUCGAGUCAUGACUACUGGCUUUUUGGAAGGGCACCAAGCUAACGGAGCGUUCGUCGCCUGUGGUCCUCCUGGAUUCACUGCACUUGCUUUGAUCAACCUGGCAGAUCACGCUAGAGAAAUCCUCCCUGUGCAUGGACACGUUUCUGAGAACGUGGGUGAAAUCUGGUAUGCUGGAAGCAUCCUUGCCGGCCUGUUGCUCUACGGACUUGCCGUCUUUUUCUUCGUUUUCGGCAUUCUGCCAUACUGGUUCAAGCUUCACAAGCAUCUCAACGAGAUCCUGGGAUGUUGGGCUCUGACAUUCCCUAACGUUGGCUGGAUUGCGACAACCCGUCUCUUGGGAGAUAUUUUCAAUAUCGAGGGUCUCUUCAUCGUCCACAUGUUCAUGGCCAUUCUUAUGGUCUUCACUUGGCUUGCCCUCUUCAUUCUCACGGCCCUUGCGUUUUGGAGAGGUCUCAUCUUCAGAUCGCAGGAGGAAGACGUCCUCAAGGAUACUCUUCCUGCUUAUGAGGAACAUCAAGAGAGGGGCAUCCCUACUGUGGUCGACGAGGAGAAGGGUAUCGCCACGCCUAGUACGAUAUCGGAACCCGAGCCUGAGCACUUGCAUUGAAGGUUCCCAUUUGA
This is a messenger RNA of Desarmillaria tabescens, 1397 nucleotides long. RefSeq names its product voltage-dependent anion channel-domain-containing protein. Bases 100 to 1383 code for a protein of 427 amino acids. The record is from RefSeq and is a predicted model, not a curated record. Gene Ontology annotation, cellular component: membrane. Gene Ontology annotation, molecular function: malate transmembrane transporter activity. Gene Ontology annotation, biological process: malate transmembrane transport. The transcript is spliced from 12 exons. Lineage: Eukaryota; Fungi; Basidiomycota; Agaricomycetes; Agaricales; Physalacriaceae.